UUUUUUUUUUUCUUAUAUCUCCUUUUUUCUUCAUUAGUUUAACAAAAAAGACCUUAUGACUACACUUAGAAGAUUAUAUCCAGGUAGUCGUCUAGAGAAAACUUUCAAUUGGCCUAUUGAACCUUUAGAUAAUCUAGAAUCAUCUUUUAACGUACAAGAAUAUCUACAACAAGUGAUUAGAUCAGAUCGUAGUAAUGUUGAACAUAUUGUAGAACUUCCUGAUACUGUUGAUAAACAAGUAUGGCAAUAUGAACAUCUUAGACAAGUUUGUUUAGAACUUAGUCUAUUAGUAGUAGCUUUGGAACCUGAAUGUACAAAAGAAAAUUGUCCUGAAAUGAAAGCUGAUGGUUGGCUUUACUUAUGUGCUGCUCAUCCUUCAACACAAUCAUGUCCUGCCAUUGAUUAUAUUAUUCAUACUUUAGAUGGUGCAACUAUUCUUUUAAAUAAUUCAAAAUACUUUCCUAGCAGAAUCUCAGUUCCUGAACCAUCAUUGAAACAUUUUCAAUCUAUUGCCCGUCGUUUAUAUCGUAUUUUUGCACAUGCUUACUUUCAUCAUCGUGAAAUAUAUGAACUUUUUGAAGUAAAGUAUCUUAAUAAAUUAUUUAAUAUUAUUUUAACUGAUUUUACGUUUUCUUUAGAAUGAUACAUAUUUAUAUGCAAGAUUCCUGUUAUUAUCAAGAAAAUAUGGUUUGGUUCCUCCAGAAUUAGUCAGUAUUCCAGAUGAAAAAGAAGAAUCACACAAUAAUGAAGAAGAAGAAGAAGAAGAUGAUGAUGUGGAAAGUACUAAUCAUCAAGACAACAAUCAUUCUACAACAAAGUCAAUAGAAGAUGAUAAUCGAAGUGAAUUGACG
Halteromyces radiatus is the source of this 851-nucleotide messenger RNA. Its product is annotated as Mob1/phocein. Gene Ontology annotation, cellular component: cytoplasm. Lineage: Eukaryota; Fungi; Mucoromycota; Mucoromycetes; Mucorales; Cunninghamellaceae. The record is from RefSeq and is a predicted model, not a curated record. The transcript is spliced from 5 exons. The annotation marks the transcript as partial.